Molecule: messenger RNA, 3645 nt
Organism: Sordaria macrospora k-hell
Lineage: Eukaryota; Fungi; Ascomycota; Sordariomycetes; Sordariales; Sordariaceae
Biological process (GO): DNA-templated transcription; regulation of DNA-templated transcription
Molecular function (GO): zinc ion binding; DNA binding; DNA-binding transcription factor activity, RNA polymerase II-specific
Source: RefSeq, a predicted model, not a curated record
AUGUCCAUCCUGCGUCGAAACGACAGAUCUCCCUCCGCGGGAGUUAGCGAAUCCUCAAGUCCUGACUUUAUAUCACAUACACCAAGGUCCUUGUCCUCGAGCAAACAACAACAGCAACAACAACAAGUGCGUCACCGGGCCUCAGUUGCCUGCGCCUCCUGCCGGGAAAGGCGGAUACGUUGUGUAGUGCCCGACGGAGAGUCCGGGUGCACACAGUGUAAGAAGACCGGAGCAGAGUGUAUCAUAAGAAACGAUGACGAGAGGCGAAGGCCUAUAUCCAAAGCAUACAUGUCGUCCCUAUCCAACCGCAUCACUCUCCUGGAGGAGAUGCUGAGAGAGAGAGGCGUUGCCCCUCCUCCAGCCGUCCAUCCUCCAAAGACGAGACAAGAAGCCAAAGAGAUGCAGGAGCACGAACAACACGAUGUCCGGUUCCGCGAAGACUUUGAGACUCCUGGCCCGAACCAGGCCAACUCUUCCAUGGCGGCCGAUACCCCUUCCCCACCGAAAUUCAGCGUGGAAGAGACACAGACAGAUCCCGUUGGCGACGACAACAACAAUAAGCAAACAUCCGAAGCAGCACCAAGCAACGAUUCUACACUUUUCCCCGAGUUCACCUCCCAAUGGAAUGGCGACGUACGCCAGUUCUUGGGCGUAAAGAGCAGGUUCUCUGUCAUGUCAGGGAGGCUUCAGUACUUUGGUUCUACGGCCAGCAGCCACGUUCACGCCCAAAACACCUCGCAGCCUAGCCCGCCAACAAUAGAUCACGCAAGUCGUGUCGAGCGCGUCAUCAGAAUCCUUGGCUCGUCCACCCAUGACCACCUUAUGAGCUGCUUCUGGGUUCAUUACAACCCCACGGUUCAAGUUGUGGACCGCGAGAUAUUCGACUCUGGCCGGAAGAGCCAGAACCCGAGGCAUUACUCGGUUUUCCUUCAUAUCACGAUGCUUGCUGCCGGGUACAGGUUUGCGGAGCGAAGCAGAGAGGACGUCAAGCGGUUGAUACUUGGGAACUGGGAAAGCACGUUCCAUCGGGAGUCCAAGUCCAUGCUGGAUGCCGAACUGGAGAGACCAGGUGGAAUACCGAGCACCCAGGCGCUCCUCAUCCUCGCCGACCUUGAGUUUGGCGCUGGCAGGGAUUCAACGGGUUGGAUGUAUUCUGGUAUGGCGAACCGGCUGGCCAUCGACAUUGGAUUGCACGUAACCGUGCCAAAAAGCGGCAGCGAGGUUCUUCGGGCCGAGGAGCCACUACGUCGGCGGGUCAUGACGGCGUGUGUCUUGUUCGACAGAUAUUGGGCACUUCUACUCGGCCGUUCCCCAAGCAUUCGGCAUCGCGACAUUGGUAUCGAGUUAGGGCUCAAGCCGACAAAGGGUACGGCCAUGCCGACCGCAUCACCGACGAUCCCAUUUGAUAUGGUGACGUCCCAGUCACCUGAGAUCUCUCUACACCAACAUCUACUCGAGCUCAUGAGCAUAGCGGCCAAGAUCCUGGAGUUGCAGAACCAACACGAGUAUGCCGAGUCGUUUGCAAACAACAAAUCAGGAGAGGAGGCCUACCAGCGAUUGUUUGCACUGGACAGAAAACUGCAAGCCUGGUAUCGCCGCUUACCAGACUUCUUGGCUUGGAAGCCCGCCAACAUUCAAGCAGCGCCUGUUGGGUUCUUCAUGCUCCAUCAACAAUUCCAUACUUGCAUGAUUCUGCUUCACAGGCCCUGGGCAAUGUACGACAAUGAAGACGGAUCGAAUCCUGUCAUGUCGUUUGGUCAGUCCCCCAGGUCGCUCCCGGGCAUCAGCCAUCACCAUCGGGUUGCAAUUGCUCGCAGGAUGUGUACGCAGCACGCCAUCCGCGUCGCCCGCAUCUUCUGGCACCACCGUCUCCGAUUCGACGGCAGGAAACUGCCCAUCUUCGCUAUCCAGCAGGCGGGUACGUCGGCGAUUGCUCUGAUGGCAGCCCUCAUGAACCGGACCACCGAGGUUGACCAGCAGAGCAACCUGCGAUACCUCCAAGUCUUGUCUGCGGCAAUUUACGACAUGUGCUACAUCUACCAGCCGGCAGCGAGGAUGUAUCGCCUGCUUAAGUCGAUGCUGGUAGACAUUCGCAACGAGGUUGUUACGGGCGUUAGCGGUGUCCACGCUCAGUCGAGGACUUCACCAGAAGUGACAGCGUCGGUGCCUCCUCCGUUUCUUCAAUAUACUCAUCAGAGGAGCUACAGUACUCCCCUUGUCGGCCUGAACUUUGGCGCUCCCGACUGGGCUACCCGGGGCACUUCGCUAUCCGGUGGUGGGGGAGACACUCAUGGCUACUCGCAGUUCCCUGGUCGACAACAACCGGAGAAUGACUUGUUUGGGGAAAACAAACAGCCUCCUUCAAAGAGGCAGAGGUGUAGCGGCCCGAGUCGAAGAACAUCCGACUUUGGUGGCUGCCUUACUCCUUCACUCUUCAAUAUUGGCGGUUAUGGUGGCAUAUCGUCGUAUCCUACACCACCCUUGACUUCUCCUCGAGAUUCCGGAGAGGGACUUGGCCAAGGCGGGCAGGCUAAGGAUAAUGACACAUCGAUUCCGGAUGCGUACACUGACGAUAACGCCCUCUUCGACUUCGACUUUUUGGAAUCCACGGCGCUUGAUACGGUAACGGAAGAGCCAAACGAGGAGCAACAUGGAGUCGAGGGGCCGAAUAAAGAGUAUGCCGAAACGGACUUUGCGUGCAGAGCUGCUAGCACACCAACUGUUUCUUCUCACAGUCAUCAGGAGGGCAGAGACGCCGCAGAAGAGAACGCAGAUAAGCUUGCUCCUUCAGACUGUGACGCCAACAAGGCUGCCGCCGAAGAAAGCACGGAUUUGGGAGCGCCAAGGGAUGAUCAGAGCAAGGCCUCCCCUGAAACCGCUCAGGAUCCCAAGGCCUCGGUCUCUGCCCCGGCCACAAGCACGGCUCCAGCCCAGGAAGAGGAUGCAGACAGCAACAUAAUCGAAGAAUGGCUUGCCGAGCCGUUGCCAUCCAUCACCACAACCUCGAGUACCAUCAACCCCGCCGCCCUCACAACCAUGACCAACACCGUCGCCCCGAUCCCAGCACUGACGACGAUGACAAGCCACCACCUAGCCAGGUUCCAACCAAUCAUCUCCCCCCAUCGUCAACAGCAGCAACACCCGAGCCCACCAUCCUAUAAAAGAGACGCCCGUCUAACCAAGCACGACCACCCGGACCUCUUCCCCCGCUUCAACAAGUCAGCUAUCAUCGACGCGUUGGUGGGGGCGGCGGGGAUCAACUUUGACUUGUCUCUUUGUCGAGAGGUGGAUGUUGAAGACCGGAAUUAUGAUAAUGAGCAUGAUGGUGAUGCUGGCGUUGUCAAUGAUAACGAUGGUGACAAGGAAAAUCAAAGGAGCACGGCUUCUGGCAGAGAUGGCAGCGAGAAGGGAGAGGGCCAGGGUCAAAGCCAGGGCCAGGGCCCAAGUCGUGGAUCAGCAGCGCAUGGCGUCAGCUUGAGUGAUUUGCUGGGCAGCAUGGGAGGUCAUGGGGGUAAGAGGAGGAUGGAAGAGGUUGAAGGUGGUCAUGGAGCUGAUGCUGGUGCUGGACUCGGGUGUGGUUAUGCGAUUGUGACGAAUGCUGCGAAGCCGGCGAGGAAGGUGGAGUUGGAUUACUUCCGGUUGUGA